Messenger RNA from Branchiostoma floridae (Florida lancelet), 3718 nucleotides. RefSeq names its product death-associated protein kinase dapk-1-like. The transcript is spliced from 10 exons. The coding region runs from base 1 to 3153 and encodes 1050 amino acids. NCBI's taxonomy places the organism in Eukaryota, Metazoa, Chordata, Leptocardii, Amphioxiformes, Branchiostomatidae. Gene Ontology annotation, molecular function: protein binding. The record is from RefSeq and is a predicted model, not a curated record.
AUGUCCAUCCACACCACACAGGACCAGUCCACACCCCUCCAUUAUGCUGCUGCUAGGGGGAACACCGGGACUUGUGAAGUUCUGAUUCGUGCUGGAGCCGAUGUCACAGCCACAGAUAAGGAGGGGAAGACUCCAUUGGAUUAUGCAAGGGAUCCGGAGAUUCUACGGCACUGGAAGAACCUGGACAAACAGGUGAAACAAGAGAAGUCUUACCACGAGCUGCUGCAGAUGUCAGGGGGAGUGAAGGUCAACAGGUUUAAGGUGUUUGUGGGAGGGAAUGAGACAAAUGGGAAGUCUACUCUGAAACAAAGUCUCACAAAGGGCCUGCUGUCUGCAGUGAUGCAAAGACUCUCCCUAAGGUCGGGGGACGCACCUUACAAUCGUACCCCAGGGGUGGAUAUUGGAACAUUCCAAGUACCGGGGGUGGGGGAGGUCAGCGUGUGGGACUUCGCUGGGCAGGCGGAGUACGCGGUGACCCACAAUAUGUUCAUGGAUUCAGAAAACACCGUCUUCAUUGUGCUGUACAACAUCAAGGACGACAAAAAAAACCAACAAAAUCAGGUUCACUGGUGGUUGUGUUUCAUCAAGUCCUGCAACCCGAACCGGCAGCCUGACGUCAUCUUGGUAGCUAGCCAUGCGGACAAGGUUGAGCCAGCCACAGGACACCUCCAAGCGGCCCUUGUUGUUCAGACGAUGAAAGCAGAGUUCAAAGACCACCUCCGUAUCGCAGAUGAAGUGAUCCUGAUGGACUGUAGGAAGACUUGGACACCUGAGAUGGACCAACUCAAAACUCUUCUGGUCAAGAUAGGAGAGGAAAUGCUGCAACACCAACGCGACAUGCCCCGGCUAUGUGCAAAGAUCAUGGAGCACCUACCAAAGUGGUGUAAGAAGACUAGUCCGAAGUUCCCCGUGAUGAUGUGGCCUGACUACGUGAGAGAAGCCAGGAAGCUUGACAGACUUGUGACUGAAGACUUUCUCAAGAAAUCUUCAAGAUUCUUGCACCAUCUGGCAGAGGUUCUGUUAAUCAGUCUGGCAACCUCUGACCCCAUCAUUGUCCUGAAGCCCAACUGGCUUGGCACAGACGUCUUCGGCAAAGUCAUGGCACCUGACUUCUUUGACAAACACCUAAACAGAACAAGUGAAGACUACGUCACCAAGGCUGAGAUCGAGCGUGUGUUCCAAGAUGUUGCUGACGUCGAUCUUGUGAUCGCCCUGCUGCAAGAGUUCCAGCUCUGCCACACCUUUGACGAAGAGACCUACAUCAUCCCAGGGCUGCUGAAACAAAACAUGCCCGACAAGGUGUGGAAACCGACGACAGAACAAAAGGUGGUCUACUUCGGGAAGCAAGUCCAGUGUGCGGACAAAACCGAUAUGUUCUCAUCUGGGUUCUUCCCCCAAGUGCAGACCCGCCUGAUGAGGCAGCUGAAGUAUCGCCCGUCGCUCUGGAGAGAUGGCGCCAAGUGUGUGGACAGGGAUGUGGAAGGUCUGAUCAAACUCUCUCCGGACGGCCGUGCAGUCAGCAUCUGUGUGCGGAGUGUGCAGGGUGACAAGGUGCAGUGUGGCAAGAUGCUGCAGAAGCUGAAGAACAUCAUCGCUGAUGUGCUCUAUGAGUGCAGCCCAGGAACAGGAACAGUAGAGAGGGUGCUCAGUGCUCGUGCACUAAAAGAGCACAGGGAGGAAUUCUACUCCUAUGGCAUGGAGGAGAUCAGCGAGGCAAUAGCAAAAGGCGUUCCAGUUGCCCAUCCAAUACUUAAGUUCACAGAAGAGGUCAGCAAACUGUUGAGUAGGGAUGAGGAUCCAGAGCUUGAGGGCUCAGGUGCAGCAGCACCGCCCAGCGGAGGUGGAGAGCAAGACAGUCAUUCAAAGUCACAGACCUCUCAUCAGAUUACCACAGCUCCACAUGGAAGCAGAACCAAAGCUCCUAUGAGUCUUCAAGGUCUUAAAGUACCGAAAGUGUUGCUGAUCAACGACGAGUAUGGGACCUCCAAGGGAGGGAUUUCUACUGUCAACUGUCAGGUAGGCCAAAUGCUGUUCGAAGCAAACGCAGUCGUGUACUGCACAGCCCUGCUUGUGCCGAAACAAGACCAGGAGGCAGCCGACAGAGACGGUGUUCAGCUGAUUGGGCCAGAUUUUAUGGGUAAGACCGAGCCAACUUUAGACUGGCUGACCUACUACCACAGUGUCCACUUUCCAGACCUCCCCAAAGACGUCACCUGCAUCAUCGGCCACGCAGACAUCACAGAUACGGCAGCACGAAACAUCUGGGAUCAACGCUAUCCACAGGCAGACCUUGUGACGAUCAACCACGUCCUACCCGAGGAUACAGAUUACUACAAGGGAGGUCGGAAGGCCAUGAAGGCUGGAGAGAAAGUGGCGGACAUGCUGGAUAAGUCUAAUAAUGCAAAGGCAGCUUUCUCAGUGGGUAAACGGAUUUACGAUGACUUUGACACCAAGUACAAAGGAGAGAAGAAACCACAGAGCCACCACAUCUUCCUCCCAAAGCCAUCCAAGAUGUUCCUGACCAUCAAUGUAAGACCCGAAGGAGAGCAGAAAGUCGUCCUGUCCAUCGGCAGAGUGCGGAAGGUGGAGAAGCUGAAAGGUCAUGACCUCAUAGCUCUGACCAUGAGAGAAGUGGUGAAGGUGAUCAAGAACGCCCGGUGGUGCGUGCGCGGCAUCAACGAAGGUGACUUCGAGGCGAUCAAGAAGAUCCUAGAGAAAAGUGGCUACCUGAAUCCAAUCCUCCGGCCGUACGGGACACAGGAGGACAUCAGGAACGACAUGAUGACAGCCCACCUGGUCCUCAUGCCGUCCCGCUCCGAACCGUUCGGACUUGUCGGCCUGGAGGCCAUCGCGGCGGGCAUCCCCGUCCUCAUUUCCGACAAGACUGGCCUGGCAGAGAUGAUCCUCGACCUGAUCGAACAGGGGAAGCUCCACGCGGACCACAAACGUGUCAUCGUCGAGACAAAUGUAAACGACACCGAUCCAGCGGGAGACGUAAGUAGGUGGGCAGACAGGAUCGUGGACAUCCUCAAGAACACUGACUCGGAGUUCGAGAAAGCUGCCCAGUUCAAGCAGGAGCUGGUGGAGUCCAGGUACUGGGAGGAAUCCCACCGCACCUUCCUGCAGGUCUGUGGCAUCACGGCAGUUCAGUAGAGGUGUGUACUGUAGCCACCUGAGAUGUUCCGAGCCACCAAAGUGAGACCUGGGGGACAGCAGAAGGUCGUUUUGUCCAUCGGCAGGGUGAGGAACGUGGAGAAAUUGAAAGGUCAUGACCUCGUAGCACAGACCAUGGGAGAAGUUGGAGAGAGGAUCAAGAACGUCCGGCUGUGCGUGCGCGGCAUCAGUGAGGAUUGUGUCGAGACAAGCAAGAAGAUCCUGGAAGAUAACCUGAACAGCUACAAGCUCAACUCCACCCUCUUGCCGUACGGAACACAUGAGAUGACAUGAUGACCUGGUCCUGAUGCCGUCCCGCUCCGAGCCGUUCGGACUGCUCGGCCUGGAGGCCAUCAUGGCGGGCAUCCCCGUCCUCAUCUCCGACAAAACCGACCUGGCAGAGAUAAUCAGUGACCUGAUUGCUAAGAAGAAACUCAGUGCACAAACGCGCCAUUGUGAAGACGAACGUGAACUACUUUGAUACUGCAGGAGACGCAAAGAGAUGGGCAAAAGAAAUCAAGGAUGUCCUCAAGCAGUGACGCAGAGUUCAAGAAAGCUGCUAAGU